CUUGACUUGAAAUACUCUUUUACCUCACUUAUUAGAUUAGAGAUACAUGAAAACCAUAAAGAAAUUCCUUCUGAUAAGUCUGAACUAGAGUAGGCUUUUCAGUUGUGAUCACUUUAAUAAACUACUAAAAUUUUAUAAAAUUCAAUUAUUAUUUUUUACAAGGAAAUAAACCGAAAAUUUUUGUUUAAAUAGUAAAAUGAAAUCGAUUAUAUAAUAAUUAAAAACUAAUGUGGAAUCAAUCCUUUACCACUGCUUACAUCCAAACCUAAUAACCAAUCAUCUAUCCAAUUUAUUAUGUGCCUGUUGUUUAAGGAUAUUUAGGAUAAUAAGACCUUUAUUUCAAUACCUAAUAUUUACCUUAAGGAUAAUGCUAAUAGGAAAAGAUUACUAUUGCUGAGGUGUCCAAAUAGCCUACUGAGUACUCCUAAGUUUAAAGAUAAGAGAAAUAAUAAGAAGAAAGUAAUUGUUCAAUAAUGAUGACAAAUAAACUGAAAUCAAAGAAAUGUUAUUCAGCUUUAAAUUUGUCACAAUAGUCAACUAACAUAUAAAAAAAUUAUGCAAAAGCAAUUGUCUAAUUUAUGAUAAGAUAGAGAAUUGAAAUAUUAAAGUACCUUGGUGAAAAAUAAGGAAUAGAAUUUUUAAAAAUCUUGACAUAAUUAAAAAAUAAUAUAAAAAAUAUUAACCAUAUCAAGAAGCACUUAAAAGAAGAUAAUCAAUUAUGUUUAUUUAGAAUAAUAGCAAAUAGAUUUUUAAGAAAAGAAGCUAUAGGAUAUGUGUAUAAUUCAAACAUAAGAUCAACUAGUCAUCAUGUUAAAUAAAGAAAUUAAAUUAGACUUAAUUUAUAUUAAUGCUGA
Molecule: messenger RNA, 854 nt
Organism: Paramecium primaurelia
Lineage: Eukaryota; Ciliophora; Oligohymenophorea; Peniculida; Parameciidae
Source: the annotation of a GenBank genome assembly